CGGCCGCCAGGUGUCUCUGCGUCACACAAACAAAGAUUGUCAACAGGGAAAUCCAGCCCAGUCUCGCCCCUUUUUGCAAUUAUUGUCCUAUCGAGUGCUGCGGCGGGCCCUGGAGGAUACUAGACGAUGGAUGGUCAUGUGAAUAUUGACCGAGAUGAUAAGCUUGCGGUAGUAGAGGAAGCCGGGAACAAGGGACGUAAGAAGAAGAGGAAGUCUCAGAGUCAAGAGGAAGGAGCAGCUGAGCAUGAUGGUGGCACAGUAGAGGACCAGGAGGCAGCACCCUCCAACAGCCACCCACGGGAGGGAGUAGUGCGGCGCCACCAGAGGACACCAGAGGGCAAUGGGCAACCUGAACCCACCAGGAGGGAUGGGCCAGUUCCUCUUGCAGCCAGACCCAACCCACAGGAUCCUAGAAGACCACAGCACCCACAAGGGGAGUGGGAGGAGGUGGAGGAGGAUGAGGAGGAGCUGAAGUAUGGAGCACAACAUGUCAUCAAGCUGUUCAUCCCAGUGUCCCUGUGCAUGCUGGUGGUGGUGGCAACCGUCUCCUCAGUCACUUUUUACACUGAGAAGGGCACUUACCUGCUGUACACUCCCUUCCAUGAGAAGUCUAAGAAUUUUGGGGACAAGCUGUAUGAUGCGGUGAGGAACGCCCUCAUCCUCCUGGGGGUGGUCAUCGUGCUCACCAUUGUGCUCAUCACCCUCUACAAGAAACGCUGCUACAAGAUUAUCCAUGGGUGGCUGCUGCUGUCUUCUCUGUUGCUGCUGUUCAUCUUCACCAUCCUCUACAUGAUAGAGCUUCUGAGAGGCUACAACCUGGGCAUGGACUGGAUCACUGUGUCCAUCUGUGUGUGGAACUUUGGGGUAGUGGGCAUGGUGAGCAUCCACUGGCAGGGCCCCCUGCGCCUCCAGCAGGCUUACCUCAUCUUCAUUGCCUCCCUCAUGUCACUUAUGUUCAUCAAGUACCUGCCGGAGUACACGCUCUGGAUGGUCCUUGGCGUCAUCUCCAUUUGGGAUCUGGUGGCUGUGCUGUGCCCAAAGGGACCCUUGAGGAUACUGGUGGAGACAGCACAGGAGAGGAAUGAACCCAUCUUCCCAGCACUCAUCUAUUCCUCCAACAUAAUGUACAGUAGUCUGGGUAUGGCCGACUCUGAGGAAUCAAGAAACUCAAGGGCAAGAGGAGCGAGACAGGAGCAGCAGCAUGAGCAGGCUGAGCAGGAGAACCAGGGAGAGGAGCAGGCGGCCGCCAUGGGGCCACACGACGAGGCAGUGAGGAGGAGGAUAGCAGAGAAUGGGUAUGCUGCGGGUGACGGGGAUGCUGGCUUUACUGAGGAGUGGGCACAGCAGCGGGACCAGAGGAUGAUGAGGCGCCAGGACCAGGUGGCCAGCCACAUACGGCAGAAUCCAGCCAACAUUGACCAGCCUCGUCCUCAUCCCCGUGACCUCACUGCCGAGGAAGAAGAGGAGGAACGGGGAGUCAAGCUAGGUCUAGGGGACUUCAUCUUCUACUCAGUGCUGGUGGGCAAGGUGUCUGCCUAUGGGAACUGGAACACCACCAUUGCCUGCUUCAUCGCCAUCCUCAUUGGUCUGUGUCUCACUCUGAUCAUGCUGGCAAUCUUCAAGAAGGCCCUGCCAGCACUGCCCAUCUCCAUCACCUUCGGCCUCAUCUUCUACUUCUCCACACACCUGUUGGUAGUUCCUUUCACGGAGCGCCUGGCCAGUGACCAGUUCUAUAUAUAGUACACACCACACUCUUAACAACUUUAUGUAGGUAGCCUUAACAAGCUUUGUCCUCUCUCAGUCAGAUGGUAUCUGAUAGUGUGAUUGGUGUGUGCUCAGAUUUGUAUGGUUGUGUGUGUGUGUGUGUCUGUGUGUGUGUGGUUGUGUUUUUGCUUGCAUGGACACUUGUAUAUAUGUUGUGUGCAUAAUUGCAGGGAUAGGUUUUCUUUUUAAGAGAAUAUUGUAAUUGUAUUAUGCUGAUUCAGACAUUGAGGUAAAGUUUUGGGCACAUGCUACAGCUGUAUGUGGCCUCAGCGCUCAUCUCCGUCUCAUUGGCCUUUGUGCCUGUGGUGGAUGAUGUCCAUUACCCCAGAACGUUGUGACAUCCAGGUUUCCACAGUUUACCUUUAACAGAUUUCUCCAGGCAUCCAUUUAUCAACCAGCCCAAAAGAAGAAUGAACAGUUGGUGGGCUGUGACCCAACAGCCUCAGCCUAGAUUUGAACUAGGGCCUGUGGAUUCAUAGGCAGGUGUGCUAGCCUCUACAACAUGGAGGUGAUUCUGGAGAUAUAUCACUAGAGAGAGAGAGAUGAAACAAAUGACAGACACAUACACAGUGAAUGCAAAGUUAGCAUUCACAUACUGUGGCUGUGACCAUAAUGUGAAUAUGACAGAUGAGGAUCAUAGACAGUACUUACUGGCUUGUAGUUUUGCUGUUUUAUAAGAUAGACCAUAAUGUUUAUAGUUUCAUGUUACAUGCACAGCCAGUGAUCUGCUUAAAGGUGCGUGUGGAGCGUAGACUUAUGUGAUGCCUCUUGGAAAGGGUGGGUGUGGGUUGUAUUUUUACACAGGGAUGUACAGCAGGCACUGAUUUGUUACUUUCCUAGACUCUGGACAGUUGCUGAAGAAAUCUAGAUAUCAGACCCACAAGCUUAUUUUUUGCAGAGAGUUGGAGGUGUUUUUAGAUGUUGGGAGAGAAAUGUUGACAUAUAUACAUAUGUGUGUAAUUUAGUUUAGAUUAUUGCUGCUGACUUUACCCUCUUGAAGCUUCAAUAUUUAUUUUUUGUGUGAACUUUAUUCCUCUGUCCCUUCAUUACAUAUUUGAUAUUGUAAAGUAUAAA
Molecule: messenger RNA, 2838 nt
Organism: Scylla paramamosain (green mud crab)
Lineage: Eukaryota; Metazoa; Arthropoda; Malacostraca; Decapoda; Portunidae
Gene: Psn
Product: presenilin-2-like
Exons: 11
Coding region: 127-1740 (537 amino acids)
Biological process (GO): calcium ion transport; Notch receptor processing; membrane protein ectodomain proteolysis
Cellular component (GO): growth cone; plasma membrane; neuromuscular junction
Molecular function (GO): aspartic endopeptidase activity, intramembrane cleaving
Source: RefSeq, a predicted model, not a curated record